GGAGUCUUCAACCUUAAUAUAUUAAGUGCCAAAUCUAUAUAUAUAUAUCGAUCACUAGCCCCAUUACCGGUCCAUGUAUCUAUGCCAUCAUGAAUUAAAUGGAUUGUGAAUGGACGCGGGGCUCUCCAGCCGAGAUCUUGUACAUGCAUGCAUCUCAGAGCUGUCUUGACUAGAAAUCGAUGUCUAGGCACCCGACAUGGGCCAUGACCAUUCAGACAUGUUGAACACGAGUGCGAAGCCAUUAUCCUACGAUCCUGACACUCCCUUGCAUAAUGGGUCUACGGUACUGGUAACACCUAUGUUGGAGGCAGUACCAGAGAAAGCGAUGGAGGGGAGCAAUCAUCACCACACCGCACACGAUUCUGACAGGCGAACGAACUUACUAGAAUCCGAAAAUAGCCCAAGGCCCCAUGUUACUCUAAAUCUCCAGGAAUUUGAGGGAAACGACAAUGAUUGUCCGGGACCUCAGGGUAAGAAAGACAACCGUGCCAUUACUGCCAACUCAGAGGAUUCGAGUACUUCCACUAGCUACAAUCUUAUUAACAACCCACCAAACCUUGCAAGAAUACGACAAGUAAUGUUUGAAUGCAAAGACCCAAUCGAGAUUAGCCUCGAGGAAUUCGAAACAUACUGGCCCUACAUCGAUAAUGUGUGGGUUAAACAAAGAUCUAACUCUAGCAAAGAAGGACACUGUACUACAGAUUACUAUAUGUGUCGUCUACGGCGCCCAACGCAUCGUACAUCGGAGACUCGACCUCUACCGGAGGGUAAGCGCCCUCGUAAAAAGAGGGUACGUGAGGGUGGUAUCUGCAACUUUCAGAUCAAGGUUGUCCGCUUUGAAGGUGCUUAUUCAACGGUGACUAUCGCAAGAACACCUGGGAGUAGCUCUAUGCACUCGCAUGACCUUGAUUAUAUCGACAAAGUGAAGCGAAAUUCGGGGCUUAUGGAGUUUGCACGGAAGGAGGCCAUUAAGGGGUACUUGCCUUCGUCUAUCUACACAAAGUUUCAGGAGGAACCUCAAAAGCUUAUCGAAGCAGGGGGGAAGUUCUGCACUGUUACGGACGUUCGUAAUGUCUCCGCAAAAUGGAGAAUACAGAACCCAGAAGUUAAUCUCAUGCCUCAUGAUGGGUAUGAAUAUCAGAAGGGACAUGGUAUCGUGCGGGCGAGGGCUGUUGAUGGUAACAGCAAAAACCCAGCUAAACCGACACCGCCGAAGGCACACCAGGAUUCUCCUCUACCGCCAGAUACUCUGUUGUUUCCUCAUUUCCCUCUGGAUUUUCUCGAGCCUUAUCUCCCAAGGUACGACGAAAGGCGGCAGUUUCCACACGUCACUUUGUCGUAUGCAUCCUCCAUGGAUUCCAAGAUAUCACUGCUUCCGGGGAUGCAGACAGUCCUAUCUGGGCCGGAGGCAAAGCUAAUGACACAUUACCUAAGGUCACGCCAUGAUGCUAUCCUAAUAGGGGUCGGGACUGUACUCGCGGAUAACCCAGGGUUGAAUUGUCGAUUAGAAGGUGCAGGCGGUUUCGGCGGCCUUGGAAGGAUGUGGCAACCACGGCCGGUUAUAAUUGAUCCGACAGGGCGGUGGCCCGUCCAUCCCGAAUGCAGGAUGCUGCGAACAGCAGUUGAAGGAAAGGGUAAGGCACCAUGGGUGAUUGUGUCACCAGGAGCCCAAAUCAACCCCCAGGAAUUGAUGAUGCUGAAAGGGUACGGGGGAGACUUUCUCCGGAUUGUGGAAUACAAUCACAACUGGCGGUUGCGCUGGGAAGCUAUUCUACGUGCCCUGGCGUCUGAAGGAGUUAAAAGUGUCAUGAUUGAAGGCGGUGGGACUGUUUUGAGCGAGCUGCUGAACCCCGAGUAUACGGAUUUCAUUGACUCUAUCAUUGUAACCGUCGCUCCAACUUAUCUGGGCAGUGGCGGGGUACCAGUAAGCCCAGACUCAAAGCGUGAUGAACAAGGAAAGCCCAAUGCCGUCCUGAACCCGAGGGAUGUGAAAUGGAUGCCACUGGGACAAAACGUCAUAAUGUGUGGGAGAAUUCGUACUGUAACCCCUGUCCGGGCCGAUGGGUCCAACGCUCACAGCCCAGAGUCUUGAGCCAGACACCUUUGGGUUUAUCCAAAGAAAAAAUUUGCCUCGGAGACGAUACGGCAACUACCCUGGGAGCGUCUAGGGUACAUGUACAUACCUAGAUGGUGCUAACUAAAGCAGAUUGCCUCUGACAGCAGUCAUGACCUAUACCAAUGACCAGUUAGUCUAAGGUCUCAUGACCCAUGUGCGUUCCAACUAUUGUUGAAAGCUCACAAUUAGUCCGUUGUAUAUAUCAAGUCCCUUCAUAACAUAGAUUAUGUAGUAGUUCCCCAAGAACAAUUAUUCACCUCUUAAGUGCAAGAAGAUACCUGCUGGAUUAAAAAUGUCAGGAGUAAAUGUAAUUGGGAGUAAGUUUAUAUAUGAUAACCAUCCAUUGGAUGCCUAUUGUCUAAGAGGCCAGGACCUGUCGGAGAAUAAGUCACUGGCUACUAUGCAUGAUUAAUAAAAUUUGAAGGUUUUCUUUCGUUCGCUUCUUUUUUAAAAGGAGACGAGAGUAGAAAAGAGAGAAAAGAAGAGACGUACGAAGUAUUAUGUGGAGAAUAUGUAUCAGGUCAAUGGAGACGUGUCGAUGAGGAUUAUAUCAUGAUGGAACAGCAUGCUUAAACUCCUCUCUCAAUGGCAUAUAUUCACCUACUAGUAGUAUGUCCCAAGUAACAGAUAAAUAGAUUACAAGGAGACAACCCACCAUUAGAUACCACGAGAAACAAUUGAAUGAUAAAGUGAUGUGUGGUGACCUAAAAAAGGACUAGGUAAG
Molecule: messenger RNA, 2840 nt
Organism: Aspergillus alliaceus
Lineage: Eukaryota; Fungi; Ascomycota; Eurotiomycetes; Eurotiales; Aspergillaceae
Product: RibD family protein
Exons: 1
Coding region: 197-2092 (631 amino acids)
Biological process (GO): riboflavin biosynthetic process
Molecular function (GO): 5-amino-6-(5-phosphoribosylamino)uracil reductase activity
Source: RefSeq, a predicted model, not a curated record